AUGGUGGGACUUACUACGGGCGCGCCAACGGCCGCGCUUAUGAAGCUUGCGCAGGAGCGUUCCAGCAAGACCCUGGAAUCAACGCAGCCGAGAUACGAGCGCAUCGGGCACUUGUUGACUACGUUGCGUGGUCCCAUUGAAUAUUGCAACCGUGUUCCCAUCUCCGUCCAUCUUUCCGACGUCUACGGCAAGACCAAGCUCGGUGAUGUCUACGACAUUCACAGCGGUAUGCGUCCCAUCAAGCAUGCCGAGUUUGAAGAGCUUAGAGCUUGCACAAAUGGUCCCAAAGCGGAUCUGCCAACGAUCUCCAUUGCCGGGUGGUGCAAAACCGUACGUAUGCAGAAUGCCGGGAAGCUGGGGUUCGUCAUCAUCAACGACGGCAGCUGCAAGGCCGAUCUGCAGAUCAUUGUGCACGAGGGAGCUAUUGGGCAUGAUGUCGUCAGCAAGUGCACCGCUGGUACAACGGCCAGCGUAAAGGGGAUCUUGGUAGAGAGGCCGCCAAAGGCAGGAACCAGCGAGGGCACGCCGAUGGAGGAAAAGCUUGAAGCUGUCGCACAGAAAUACGAAGUGCACGUGUGUUCAUUCGAGGGACAUCGUUUUGAAAUCAUCGGUGAGAAUCGCAACGCCGCCAAAUACCCCAUUGCGAAAAAGUACAUCACGCAAGAAUUCCUGCGUGAGGUCGCCCACCUGAGGCCCAGGAGCUAUUUCAUCAGUGCUGUGAUGAGAGUGAGGAGCGCGCUGGCAAUGGCCACGCACACGUACUUCCAGAGAUUGGGGUGCAUUUACCUUAGCACGCCACUUAUCACUACCACGGAUUGUGAAGGCGCCGGUGAGCUCUUCCAGGUCACCACCAUGCUGGAAGGUUGCCGUACCUUGGGUGACCUGUCGAAAAGGAUGAUGGCCGGUGAUGCGCAAAAAGCGAAGACUUUAGAGGAGAUGGAGCUUGAUUUUAAAAAGGACUUCUUCAAGCGCAAGGCCUUCCUCACCUGCAGUGGGCAGCUGUCGGCUGAGAACUACACGUGCUCUAUGGGCAAGGUGUACACGUUCGGACCCGCGUUCCGUGCGGAACACAGCCACACUUACAGGCACUUGGCGGAGUUCUGGAUGGUAGAGCCUGAGAUUGACUUCUGUGACCUCCCGAAAAACAUGGAAAUAGCGGAGGAGUAUAUUAAAUUCUCCAUUCAGUAUGCGUUGGACCACUGUCUGGAUGAUCUGAUGUACCUGGAAAGCAUCGGGGAGGCUGGGCUCAUCGAAAAUCUACGCUCGUUCGUACGCGAUAAAUUUGCGCGCAUUACUUACACUGAUGUCAUCGAUAUUUUGAUGCAGCACGAGGCUGACUUCCAGGCCGGUUUAGUAGAGGGGGGCAAUGCAACAAAACGUGAAGAUGGUGCUGAGCCCCAAAAAACGGCCUUUGAAAACCCCGUAUACUGGGGAGUCGACCUGUCCAGUGAGCAUGAGCGAUUCAUUGCCGAAGUCGUCUUCAAAAAGCCGACCAUCAUCUACAACUACCCCUCUAAAAUCAAGGCGUUCUACAUGCGCAGGAACGAUGAUGGGAAAACGUGCGCAGCUAUGGACGUCAUCGUUCCGCAGUUCGGUGAACUUGUCGGCGGGUCACAGCGUGAAGAGAGGCCAGAGGUGCUUGAAGCUUCCAUCAAAGAGAACGGCCUUAACGCGGAGGACUACUCCUGGUACAUGGAUUUGCGCACCUACGGUUCGAUUCCUCACUCAGGUUUCGGGCUCGGAUUCGAGAGGCUUGUCAUGCUUGUCACGGGAGUGGCAAACAUCAGGGAUGCGAUUCCUUUCCCUCGUUACGUAGGGAAGGCCGAUUUCUAA
Babesia ovata is the source of this 1833-nucleotide messenger RNA. RefSeq names its product asparaginyl-tRNA synthetase. Gene Ontology annotation, molecular function: asparagine-tRNA ligase activity; ATP binding. Lineage: Eukaryota; Apicomplexa; Aconoidasida; Piroplasmida; Babesiidae. Bases 1 to 1833 code for a protein of 610 amino acids. The transcript has a single exon. Gene Ontology annotation, cellular component: mitochondrion. The record is from RefSeq and is a predicted model, not a curated record. Gene Ontology annotation, biological process: asparaginyl-tRNA aminoacylation.